Chiloscyllium plagiosum (whitespotted bambooshark) is the source of this 4466-nucleotide messenger RNA. It is a transcript of the gene rxfp3, whose product is annotated as relaxin family peptide receptor 3. The record is from RefSeq and is a predicted model, not a curated record. Gene Ontology annotation, cellular component: membrane; external side of plasma membrane. NCBI's taxonomy places the organism in Eukaryota, Metazoa, Chordata, Chondrichthyes, Orectolobiformes, Hemiscylliidae. Gene Ontology annotation, molecular function: C-C chemokine receptor activity; C-C chemokine binding. Gene Ontology annotation, biological process: cell chemotaxis; immune response; calcium-mediated signaling.
UGGGGCAAGAUCCCAGGCUGGGCUGGGCGGACGCAAGCGCGGAGCUGUGUCGGUGGGAGGGGGCUGAUGGUGUGUGUGUGUGUGAGGGGUUGGCGGAGGGUGUUUAUAAAGCUGCCUGCUCUCGGCUCCAGGAUGGACAUUUGCCGCCUGAAGCUGUCGGAGUGAGCGGGGGGGGAGUUGGAGCCGGGACACAACAGACAGACCAUGGGAUGGACUUCGACCUCAUCGCCAGCAGCAACCGGACGGCGGCUGCGGAGCACGGCUACCGGCUCCGGACCGUCACCCUCGCCUGGUUCUCCGCCUUCAACCGGAGCAACGAGUCCCGGGCGGGGGAGCCGCUGAGCGGUGACUUGGAGGCAGGGGGAGGCUCUUCGGCCGCCGCCCGCAUCAUCAUGUCGGUGGUGUACUCGGUGGUGUGCGCCCUGGGGCUGCUCGGGAACCUGCUGGUGCUCUACCUGAUGAAGAGCAGGCGGAGCUGGAAGAAAUCCUCCAUCAACCUGUUCGUCACUGGACUGGCGGCCACCGACUUCCAGUUCGUGCUGACCCUGCCCUUCUGGGCGGUGGACACGGCGCUGGACUUCAGCUGGCCCUUCGGCAGCCUCAUGUGCAAGCUGGUCUCCCUGGUGACCGUCAUGAACAUGUACGCCAGCGUCUUCUUCCUGACCGCUAUGAGCAUCGCCCGCUACUGGUCGGUGGCGUCCGCCCUGAAGCCCAGGAGCAAGCUGAGCGGCUGCUCGGCCAUGUGGGUCAGCAUGGUGAUCUGGAUCUCCGCGGCUCUGGCCAGCAUCCCGCACGCCGUCUUCUCCACCACCACCAAGGUCUCCAACGAGGAGCUGUGCGUGCUCAAGUUCCCGGACUACAAUGGCUCCAACCAGUUCUGGCUGGGUCUCUAUCAGAUCCAGAAGGUACUGUUGGGCUUCCUCAUCCCCCUGGUCCUCAUCACGGUCUGCUACUUGCUCUUGCUGCGCUACGUGACCAACAGGAAUAUCAGCAGCUCCAGCGCCAGCCGGAGGUCCCGAGUCACCAAGUCUGUCACCAUCGUGGUGCUGUCCUUCUUUCUGUGCUGGCUGCCCAACCAGGCGCUGACCUUCUGGGGGGUCCUGGUCAAACUCAACGCCGUUCAGUUCAGCUCCGAAUACUACACCGCCCAGUCCUACGUCUUCCCCAUCACCGUCUGCCUGGCCCACACUAACAGCUGCCUGAACCCCAUCCUGUACUGCCUGAUGAGGAGAGAGUUCCGCAAGGCGCUGAAGGGCAUGUUCUGGAGGAUCUCCUCCCCCACCAUUAUACACAUGCGGCCCUUCACAGCCAGCACCAAGCCAGAGCAGGAUGAGCAGAGGCAUGUCAUCAUUCCGAAAAACCCCGUACAGCCGCCGGAAGUUUUGUAUUACCCCCCGGGGGCUGUGAUGUGCAAUGGGCGAUACGACAUCUUGCCCGCCAACUCAGUGGAGCCCCGCUAUUGAGGAGUCCCUGGCUUGGGGAACGGGAUAGGUGGUUCCGCUUCUUAGAAGAACAAUAUAAUUUCUCUCUAAAUCCUUUCCAAAUGGUACAUGUAGUCCAAGUCUGCCUAGGUUUAGUCUACUCCUGAACGAUUCUCACUUUGCCAUUCCAGUUCGAUCGUGUCUCCAGCCCAAGUUGCUCUGGGUUAGUCGGUUGGACAGCUGAAACCGCAGCAGUGCCCAACCCAACACCAGCGGUGCGAACAUAGAGUCACAUCGGACUCCAAUCAUUAACUAUUUUCUCUCUGUACAGAUAUACCCGCCGAGUUUCUCCGUCACUUUUUGUUGUAACGUUUAUACGCGUUGCCCUGAACGGCGAAAUUCCCUUUCCGAAAUCGCUACAGUGGAUGUCAGCGCAUCGGGACUGAGUUACUCGCAGAACCGCCAGGCAACAGUCCCUGCAAUUAAACACGAAUGGAUCCCUCGAGAUUGUUGUGAAAUAAUAAUCGGAUUGGAACCAAGUACAGCUCAUUUUAGUGUACAGCAUCAAAAACUACCAAAUAGGGCACUCGCACUUUUCCGAACGAAAGUACUCACCAUGUCUACGUAGGAAACAUUGAGUUCAAUCUCUUACAAUAGUUUGUAGCCUUCUUAAACAAAGAAAUACUAUGAAUGAUAGUAAAUAUCGUGACACAGACUCAAGCUGUAUGUUUCAUUUAAUCAGAGUGACAAAUUGAGCAGAAAAUAAAUCAAUUUCAUUCUGUAAAAGGCGUCAGGUGAAAUCCUAGCAACUGUGAGACAGGUUGCCAUAUCUCCGUAAGGCCCUGAGAGACACAACAUCGUUUUCAAUUCAAAUUGCAAUCAAUGUGCCCUCCAAAUUACAGUUUAUCUCUGUCUUUUACAUUCUUCCUUUAUUUUUCGGUCCGAGACAUUUAUUGUAAAAUUCUCCGUCUUCACAUAAUUCGCCAUUCGCAUUCUAUAUGACCGCUGAAUGAUCCAAACCAUCGAUCUGUGGAGAUUCUGGUACAUAACUAUAUUUGUGUUUCGGGAUUCAACUUUCACAACAGUGUUAAUUGGGUCCGGCACAGUAACUGCGGUUACUGUAAAACACACCGAAAUUUCGAUCUUAUAAAACUCCUCUUCUGCGGAUGACAUUAUUUGUUAGAAUUUAGCUUUUAUACUCGGAAUCUGCAUGUUUAUAUUCCUCCAUGAUAAUAGUGUCGACAACAAAGAUUCAUGAUUCAAAGAUUGUACAAUUUAAUUAUUUUCAUAUUCACCAAUUUUGGCUCAUAAUUUGAAAAUUAAAGUUAUGAACCAAAAUGGUAUUGGAAGUAUUAACUAUUUUUGCUAAAUAGAUAAUUAGCGUGCUAAAAACAGUUUAUUAGUUGAGCAUUAUUAUACUCUUCAUUUGCAUUGAUGUAAAACAGUUUCAGAUAUGCAUUGACACAUAUCAGAAUUAAUUAAAGAGUUGGGUUGGUAAUUUGACUGAAGUGCAUGAGCUCCUCCCAGAUGUACUCCUACAUUGUUUGGGUUUCAGAGUAGUUCAAGUAGAACUGUGGCCAAAAAUGGCAUUAUACUAAAUCAUCAAAUGAUACAAUGCAGAAAGAGGAAGUUUGUUCACUCAUAUCUCUUUUAAAUCUAUCUAUUUAGUCCCACUCCCCUGUUUCUUACCUAUAGUUUUGAUUAAGUCUCCUUUUCAAAUAUCUGGACCUUCACUUUGAAGUCCCUGGUUCCUUGAUGCAUUAUGUAUGACAGUGAGACCUAUUGCAACUUGGAUUUAAUCUGCUACUUUUGUACUGUUGUAAAUAGUUUUUGGGUACAUGGCAAAGUUGCUAGUGCCAAUGUAACUUCAGAGUCUGGAGCCAGCCUAACUUCAGAAUGCAGCAUGUCAAGCAGUGUAAAACCUGGCUCACAUAUCUCGGGAGUAACACCAGAUUAAAAAAAAACCUUUGGAGCAGGCUAAAGGAGAUCAUUAAAAAAUGGGCUCAUAUUUUCUAUUCAUCUUCAUUGUUGCAUAAUAAUAAAAAAAUUGAAUCAUUGUAAAGAGUACAGACACAUAGACGUUCCCUUCUGCACCACUUCAGCUCAAAACAAAAUGUUGCCAGUGAGAAAGACUUUUAAAUACAUAGAACUUUUUCUGGUGUGCAACUCUUCAAAACAUUAUCUUUCAAUCACCUGAGUUUCUCUGUAGUAUAACUGCAGACAAAGCAAGUGUUUAAAACAAUCAUAGUAAGUUGCUUUUGUAGGGCAUUUUUUAGUAAAUCCAAGGCACUUAACAGAAGUGUUAGAAGACAAAGUUUGACACAAUGAAUUUAAAAUGAAGACAUUUUGUGGAAUGCAGUAAAGGAGAAAGAAACAUAGAAAAGUAAAAUAAAAAGGUUUAGUGAGGAAACUUCAGACCUUAGAGUUAUGGUGAUCUUUUUGGGGAAACCAUAAACCAUAAUGGAAGAAGUUACCUACAGGACGCUAAUUUUUAUAGCUAUUCUUUACCUCAAUAUGAACCAGAACCAACACUAUUACGUAUGAAUUAACAGACAAAUUAAAUUUUAAAUUAAAUAUCAGAUCUAUUUUGAAGCAGUCAGAACAGAAAUAUUUAUAUUAUUUCAAAUCUGUCCAAGGUCAGUAGAAUCCCUGAGCUCUGACUUGUUAGUGCACAAACAGUAUAUGAUCAGUCUUAAAUUGUCAAGGUGGUGUGUGGUCAAUUUGGUUUUGGUUUUAAAGAUUAUAGUCAUCUUAUUGAUAUUUCUUCUUAUUAUGUCCUGAUUGGUUCCUGGGAUGUCAGUCAUUUUGAAAGGCCAAUCCUGUCUUUCAUAGGGGCUUUCUUUAUUCUCCACAGAGAUUGGAGUCAUGUGCUUGACAAAAAUUAUCAUUAGACAAUAUCAUAUGAUUACCAGAAAUCAACCCUUAUCAAAUAGUGAAGAAGGCGUUUGGUAUGUUUUCUUUUAUUGGUCAGAGUAUUGAGUACAGGAGUUGGGAGGUCAUUUUGCAGCUAUAUAGGAUGUUGGUUAGGCCACUGUUGGAAUAUUG